This is a messenger RNA of Ananas comosus (pineapple), 2036 nucleotides long. RefSeq names its product transcription factor BIM2-like. Lineage: Eukaryota; Viridiplantae; Streptophyta; Magnoliopsida; Poales; Bromeliaceae. The transcript is spliced from 14 exons. Gene Ontology annotation, biological process: DNA-templated transcription. Gene Ontology annotation, molecular function: DNA-binding transcription factor activity; protein dimerization activity. Bases 333 to 1826 code for a protein of 497 amino acids. The record is from RefSeq and is a predicted model, not a curated record.
UCUCUCUCUCUCUCUCUCUCUCUCUCUCUCUCUCUUUUCCAGUAUAUUAAUUCUCUCCAUUUUUCUCCACCUCGAAUUAUCUAGACUCAUCCAGAUCUCUUAAGCUCUAGGGUUCUUGGAUAUAUAUAUAUAUAUAUAUGUAUUGUUUUUUUUGGUUUUCUGUUUAUUGAUUAGAGUUUGAAAUUUCGGAGUGGAUUUUAAACUCCGUGGCCAGAUCGAGAGAUAAAGAGUUCACUUUCGCAUGCCGCGCAGUGGAGAUCGCGAUCUUGUUUUUAUCCUGAGGAAUUAAACUUCUGGAUUCAGUGAAGAAGCUGCGUAGUGUGUGACGAUCGAUGGAACUCCAAGGAAAAAAAGCAACUCACGAUUUCCUCUCCCUUUACACCAAGGAUUCGGAUCCAAAACCUCCCCCUCAAGGGUUUUAUCUAAAGACGCACGACUUCUUACAGCCGCUGGAGCGAGCGGAGGAGGCGAGGAAGAAGAAGCGCGGCGAUGAGUCAGCGGCGGUGGGCCCCGCCGAGCACGUGCUCCCGGGGGGCAUCGGCACGUUCAGCAUCAGCCACGUGUCCGACCCCCGCGCGAGGGCGGCGGUUAAGUCCGAGCGCGGCACGUGCGCCCCCGCUCCCGGGUUCGGGCCCGAGUCCAAACCCGAGUCCGUGCCCUUCGCGCUCUGGGGCGCCUGCGCGGACCACAGAGCAGGGCAGUGGUCAUCGCCAUUCGCGGCGCACGUUAGCGGCAGCGCCAGCUUCGGAUCCGUCUCCUCCGCCUCCAGGAACAAGCCGGGGCCGGAGAGGAAGCAGUUCAUGGACGCGGUCUCGAGGUCCAGCAAGGGUUUCGAGGACGACGAGGAGGAGGAGGAGGAGGAGAAGUUUGCGAGGAGAGAGGCCUCUUCUUCGCAUAAAGAGUUAGGUGUGAAAAUAGAUGGGAACGGCCGCGGGGGCGGCAAUGAUCAGAGACCCAACACGCCAAGAUCAAAGCACUCCGCUACGGAACAGCGGAGAAGAAGCAAAAUUAAUGACAGAUUUCAGAUACUUAGGGAACUCAUCCCUCAUAGUGAUCAGAAGAGAGACAAAGCUUCAUUUCUUCUAGAGGUUAUCGAAUAUAUCCGUUUCUUGCAAGAGAGAGUGCAAAAGUACGAGUCCUCAUGCCCAGAAUGGAACGAGGAUAAUGUGAAGAUGAUGCCAUGGGUAAAAGUCUAUUUUAGAUCAUUCUGGAAAAAUUCACGGAAUAAUAACCGAAGCCCUGAAAAUUUUAUAUCUGAUUCUUCACAAAUCAACAAAAGUGGUUCUGCUCACCCUCAGCAAACUUUGCUUGGAAAGAUCAAUGACAAUCACAUUCAGAUUGCACAUACGGUUACCUCAGAUGCACCCAAUCCAACAGAACUGAACCAAAUGGCUGGUGUCUCUUUCAAAGCGACUGAAAACCCCCCACAUUGUCCUGAUAACAACACAUUUCAGGCGCAAAACCAAUGGUUAAGAUCACCUCUUGUUGCCGAUUCUGCAUUUAGCAAUGAAAUGUUAAAUCAACAUGAGGAACUGGCGAUAGAUGACGGCACAAUUAAUGUCUCUUGUCAUUACUCUCAAGAGUUGUUGACUACACUGAGUCAGGCUCUCCAAAACUCUGGUUUAGAUUUGUCACAAGCCAGCAUCUCUGUACAGAUCAAUCUGGGUAAACGUGCCGCUAAUAAGAGAAGUGCAGCAGUCUCAACUUCCAGUCCGAAGGAUCACGUUCCUGCCGUAAAUAAUCAAGCAAGUGAGCAUGCAAGGGCGGGCAACACCGGACAAGAGUUUUCUGAAGCACCAAAGAGGCGCAGAGUCGAUAACAGCUAACGCCAAUUUCCUCAAACAGUUUUUUGGGAUUUUUAUUUUUAUUUUUUAACAUAUUUUCCGGCUGUUGCUGAGCACCGCUGAUCAGUGUAUAUUUGGGGUCCGCGAUUCUGAUUUUCUCUUGUUGCUGCGCACCGUCGACUAGUGUAUAUUAUUCUAUAUCUAUAUCUAUAUAUAUAUAUUUGAUCUUGAUAGCCCCGACGCAUGCUUGUG